Molecule: messenger RNA, 1419 nt
Organism: Boleophthalmus pectinirostris (great blue-spotted mudskipper)
Lineage: Eukaryota; Metazoa; Chordata; Actinopteri; Gobiiformes; Gobiidae
Exons: 2
Coding region: 238-1287 (349 amino acids)
Source: RefSeq, a predicted model, not a curated record
UGCUUGUCACCAUGGCGACAGAAUUAUUAUUUUUUUAAAUGAAAACAAAAUAAAGGCACAAAGGCCUAAAGGCCAGAACCGCUUUGAUUCAAAGCCAUAAUGUUGACCAGAGUUUAUAUGGGUGAGUCAGAAACAGUCGGUCGUUGACACACUUGUAGACAGACACAGAGAAGUAGAAGUCUCCAACUGCAAACAUACUUGUUAGUUAUUAUUAAGAUUAUUGAUACUAAUAACAUUAUGGGAAGAAAGAACAACAAAACACCUAGUCGUAUGGCGAUUAGUGAGAACCAGACACACAAACCACUUGCUGAAGCUGCUUCAGGCCAUUGUUGUGAAACAAUGGUGGACGACCUUCAGACAACUAAAACCAAGGCAUCUCAAGCUCCCAGGGGAGCUUCAACCAACCAAAGGCCCAAGAAAAUCUGGCAUCAGGGCAAUGGAUCAGAGAUGUUUGAAGCAAGUCAAAAGUAUGUACCAAGAGGAGAAAGGAGACAGAGGGCAGAGACAACACCCAAUCAUGGCAGAGCCACUGGUAAUGAAAUCAACAGGGAGAGCUCUCAAGCUGCUAACAACUGGGGAAAGAGCGGUGGAAGGAGAGGCAAUGGACCCCGACCUGAUAGGGAGGGUCCAAAACACCACAAAGCACAAACUGAAGCAACACAAGCUUCACAAGAGAAAGCAAAGCCCGAGUUUGUGCUUGCUCCUAUACCAACAGAAAAUCCCUGCUUUAAGACAACUGCAAAAUCACAGCAAGACAGUCCCUCCAGACAGGCUACUGAAGUUACAUAUGACAGUCAAAACUGGUGGAAACCUCCACCAGAAACUCAAGUGUAUCUUCAGAGCCCACCCAAAGAACAGAGACUACCGAGACGCCUUCCAAGAACGGCAGGUGACCGCAAUACUCCAGCGAAACCUGGUGAAGUGAAACCAGCCCCAAAGCCCAACAAAGAUGGAGGCUGUUCAAGUUUCACUGUAGAGACUGUAGAAACUCAAAAUUGUGGCAGGAGCAGCAAACAAACUUUAAGAUUGCAAGCUCUCCUGAUCCAUCAGGAGUCUCACAACACCGGUCCCAGGGUGGUCCAAGAGGAAGCACAAAAAACUGACCCUGAAAACACCAAACAAAGUGAUCGGUUCUAUGGUGAAAUACCAGACGAACCGGACGAGGUCAUCACAAGACCACCAGGAGCAGGCAACAAACGACGAAAAAAGAAGAAAAGCUCCAGGGCCGGAUUUCACUUUUUUUGUUUUGGUGAUGAACCAGAAGGCGGUGGAUUUUACCUAAACUAAACUAUUUUGUCUGUAUUUUAGAUUAGACCUGUGCUUCCCACAGUGGGUUUUGUGAACAACCUUUGGGGCCCCCAGCAAUGCCUCUGAGGCCCCCAGGGCCCCCCCAAAGGCCAUUUACAAGACAAGCAUGCU